Emiliania huxleyi CCMP1516 is the source of this 3589-nucleotide messenger RNA. RefSeq lists its product as hypothetical. The coding region runs from base 683 to 3589 and encodes 968 amino acids. Gene Ontology annotation, cellular component: Set1C/COMPASS complex. Gene Ontology annotation, biological process: positive regulation of DNA-templated transcription. The record is from RefSeq and is a predicted model, not a curated record. Lineage: Eukaryota; Haptophyta; Isochrysidales; Noelaerhabdaceae. The transcript has 20 exons.
GCCACAGGACUCUUCUUCGCUGAGCUCAAGUCGCGCUGCGCCCAACUCGGGCCGCGCAGCAAGCUCAACAGCGUCGAGAGGGCGUGGAUCUCGGCGACCGGAAAGCGAUUCUGAAGCAGCGGAGGAGAGCGCUGCCGACGAGGAAGAGGAGGAGGGUCACGAGGGUGGCAGCGAGGAGGAUGCCGAAGAGGAGGAGGAGGAGGAGGGGGAGGAGGAGGAGGAGGAGGAGGAGGAGGAGGAGGAGGACGGCGAGGAGGAAGACGGUGGCGAGGAGGACGGCGACGAGGAGGAAGAGGAGGACGAGGAUGAGGACGAAGAGGCAGCGGGGGAGGAGGAGGAGGAGGAGGACGAGGACGAGGAUGGCCUCCCGAUCGUCCGCAACGAGGACGGCGAGGUGGAGUAUGCUCCCCAGCCGGCGCCGUACGACAGCGCCGAGCUGGCCGAGGUGCAGAGCCUGCUGCGCGGCGAGGACACGGCGGACGACGCGUCCCGCUGGAAGCCGCUGGCGCUGCCGCCGCCGCCGCAGGGCGGCGGCGCGAGGAGGGUGCCCGCCCCGCUGCUUGGCGAUCUACUCUACGUGGCGGGCGUGCUGCGCGCCUUUGGCCGCCAGCUUGGGCUGGGAGAGGUGCGCGUGGACGCGCUCGACGCCGCGCUAGGGGGCGGCGCGACGACCGCGCUGGCGAUGCGGCUGCACGUCUCGCUGCUGCGCCUCCUCUUUGAGCCGAGUGCGGCGCUCGCGCGCUCGCACCCCGCCUUUUGCCACGCCCUGCGCAACCUCUCCGCACUGACGUGGGCUGAGGCGCUCGCAGAGGCGCGGCAGGCGACCGCCGAGCUCGCCCUCGCCGUGCGAGGGCUGAGGAGUGGCGAGUACCACACGCUGCCCCCGGAGCGGCGCGUCCUCGCCGCGAGGCUACUCGCUGAGCGCGCGGCCGAGCACCCGUCGCUGCGCGCGUCGCUGGAGCGGCGGGCCGAGUGGUACGAGGCGCAUGAUUGGGCGUGGGAGCCGGCGAUGCUGCUCGGCAGGCUGCAGUGUUGGCCGCCGCACCGGCUGCUGCGCUGGGAGCCGCUCGGCAGGGACCGGCACGGGCGAGUCUACUGGCUUCUCGACGGUUCCCUCUGGGUACAGCGCCGAGACGCGUCCGCCACAGACGAGGCUGCAGACCCGAGCCUCUCCGGUGGGAGGCCGGGGGCAGGCGUGCCGGGCGUGGCCACAGUCCGGUACGGCGGGGAGGACCUGCAGGCGGUGGCCGCCGCGCUGUCCGCCGCGGCGGGGCCGGCGCACGCCGCGGACUGCGCCGUCGUGCCGUCGCUGGAGCUGUUUCGAACUCCUGUAUCGCAGGCGCAGCUUCCGCGCGAGCUGCUCGGCGAAGGGUGGGGCGAGCGGCGCGCCGGCUGGGUGGCGGAGCUCAAGGCAGAGGGGCUGGCCGCCGCCGGCUUCGCGGCGCGGAUGCUCGAGCUCGAGGAAGCGCUGGUAUGCGACGCGCUCACCCGCCGCUGGCUGGCGAUCCGGUGCGACAUGUGCGGCGGUGCCGAGGACGAGGCGCAGCUGCUCAUGUGCGACGCGUGCGACCGCGCGACGCACACGUACUGCGCGCGCCCCGAGCUGCCGGCGGUGCCGAGCGGCGACUGGUUCUGCGCGAGCUGCACGCUGCAGCGCGCCGUCGCGGAGCGGUGCGGCGACGUCGUGGCGGGCUCCGCGCCCGUCCUCGAGGAGCUGGCGUGGGCGACGCACUCGAGCCGCGAGCUCUGGCGCGCCAAGGCGGCGCUGGCGCGCACGUCAGCGCAGCUCUUCCUCCACUUGCGCGAGCUGGUCGACGCGCUGGAGCGCCCGCGGCUGCGGCCGCUGCUCGAGGCGUCGCUCGAGUGGCAGCGGCAGGAGAAGGCGGCGCGCCGCCGCGCGCUCCUCGACCAUCAGGCGAGCCGCUCGGAGCUCAAGCAGCUGGCGCGCGAGCAGCGCGAGGUGUACAAGCUCGUCGAGUCGCUGGUCAAGCGGACCGAGCGGCAGGCGGAGAAGGACGCGCGGCAGGAGGCGAAGCAGGCGGCGAGGCGCGCGAGCCUCGCCGUCGUCGCCGCCCAGAAGGAGGAGUCGCGGCAGGCGAAGCUCGCCCUCGCGGCCGAGCGGCGCGCCGAGGAGCAGCGCAAGCGCGAGGAGCGCGAGGAGGAGCGGCGGUGCGCCGAGGUGAGGCGGUGCGUCGAGCGGCUCGUCAAGCAGCUGGAGCGCGAGGCGGAGCAGGGCGAGCUCUACUGCAUUUGCCGCAAGCCGUACAACCCGACAUGGUUCUACAUCUCGUGCGACACGUGCGGCGACUGGUUCCACGGGAAGUGCGUCGGCAUCAACGCGAAGCAAGGCAGCCGGAUCGUCGAGUACGUCUGCGACGCGUGCUCGCGCACCACCGGACGGACCACUCGCUGGGUCUCUGGCGCGGCCGGAGACCCGGCGGCGGCGGCGGCGCCGAGCCGGCACAGCGGCCGCGAGAUCAAGCGGCCGUCUCUCCCGGCGGCCGGCGCGAGUCUGCCCCGCCCCGCGCCGAAGCCAUCGGCGCCAAAGUACCCACGCGUGCGGCUGAAGCUCCACGUGCCUCCCGGCGAGAUCCCAGCGGGCGGAUACCCGCGCGUGCGUCUGCGACUCGAGCGCCCGGGCGAGAGCGGCGGCGCGGCGGGCGGAGGGAGCGGAGAGGCCGCGCCAUCAGAGGGCCUUGCUCCUCCCGCGGUCCAGCCGGCGCCCUCGGAGGACGAGCAUCCGCGCGAGCAGCCACCAUCGGCCGAGGCGGUGGCGCCGGCUGAGUCGAGCGGGCUGGACGAGAUGGAGGACCUCCUGAUGCGCGCGGAGAACGCGCCGCCGCCUUCCCUGCCGCCCUCACCGCCGGACUCGCCAAGUGCCAGCGCUAUGCCGGUGGCGACAGCCCCGCCUUUCCUUGAGCUCGCUGCCGCCGCAGUCGCUCCGAUGGCGUGGAAGCCGUCGGUGGGCGGCCGCGCCGAGGUAGCGCUGCCCGACGAGGGCCUCGAGGGGUCGUGGUAUUCGGCCGAGGUGUGGCACCGGCGGGGCUGGUGGCCCGUGUCCGUGCUGCGGGCCGUGGGCGAGGUCGGCGUGUGGGAGCUAGAGCUGUGUGGCUACGAGGAUGGCUUCUUCGGCUCGUGGUACACGGCGCGCGUCCUCGAGACGCGCGAGGCGCGCGGCGCCGGCAAGCUCCGCGUGCGGUACGACGCCUUCCGUGAGGACGACGGCUCGACUUGGGAGGAUUGGGUCGAGCUCGAGCACGUGCGGCCGCUGCCGCCGCGCCACAAGCCGCAGUUUGUCACCGAGCUGGACGCGUCGGCGCCCCUGGAGCUCCUCUUCAAAGAAGGGGCGGGCGGCGGGAGGCACGCCGUCGUCGCGCCGCAGUACAAUGUGCACCACACAGUGCCUGCCUCGCAGCUGCGGCCGGCGUGGCGUUGGGCCGCCGCCGAGCGUACUUGGGACGUGCGGCUCGAUUCCAGCGACGCACCCGCCGCUCCGGCACCAAAGCCGACCAAGGCGUUCAAAGUGAGGGCCGCACAGCCUGCUCCCUCUCGGACGCGGCUCUGUGUCGGCGUCUUCUUUAUCGUUUAA